ACUACAUGAAUAAAGCCAGUUUGACUGAUACAACCUUUCCAACUAACUCCUCCUCUUUUUUCUCCUCUACCUCCUCCUCCCCCCUUUUCUCCUCCUCCUCCUCUUCCCCAAAGCUAAGCUUUCAGAUCAAUGUUUAGAAGGGAAAACAGAAGACCGAUUUUUAGAUCCAUCACAUUCACUUACCAAAGGCCCAGCUUUAGUUUGGCAAUCCUGCCCUUAAAAAAGCAUUUCUCUGAGCAUACACCGGAGGACUACCAGCCCCAACUCUCAGGUGGUGAAGUAUUUUGUCCAAAGUGCUUCCUUUAUGACUCAGUAGAAGGGUCAACCAAAUCAGAAGAUCUCCUUCCAAGUCAUGAUUGAAGAGCACACCAAAGAAGAUCACAAAUGCCACAGGCACGAAUCUUCAAAGAACGAGCAGGGUUAUAUAUCAUCUCAUUUUGUUCUGGAGGAAAAGAAAGCAGAUCCUUGUGUCAGCCUUCAAGUUAUAUAACAGGCAACUAUCUGCAGGCGCCCAAAAAGAAGGGAGGAGGAGGAGGAGGAAAGAAGGGAAAAGUAAAAGCUUCCCCCAUUGUCGACGGCAUCCCACCAGAAGAAAUGAACAAGGAACAGGUGGAGGAGCACAUUUUGCGAAUCAGAGAAGAGCUGGACAGGGAAAGGGAGGAACGCAACUACUUUCAGCUGGAGCGAGACAAGAUCCACACGUUCUGGGACAUCACCCGGAGGCAGCUGGAGGAGAAGAAAGCUGAGCUACGGAAUAAGGAUCGAGAGAUGGAGGAGGCUGAAGAGAGGCACCAAGUGGAGAUUAAAGUUUACAAACAGAAAGUAAAGCAUUUGCUGUAUGAGCACCAGAAUAACCUGACGGAGAUGAAAGCUGAGGGAACCGUGUCCUUGAAGCUGGCUCAAAAGGAGCACCGGACGCAGGAGAACGAGAUGCGCAAGAACAUGCGCUGUCUCAAGGUGGAGCUCAAGGAGCAGGAGCUGGCCAAUGAAGUGGUGAUGAAAAAUCUGCGCCUGAAACAUGAUGAGGAGAUUACUCGGAUGAGGAAUGACUUUGAGAGACAAGUCCGAGAGAUCGAGUCCAAAUAUGAUAAGAAAAUGAAAAUGCUGCGAGAUGAGCUGGAUCUUCGGAGGAAGACAGAAAUCCAUGAGGUUGAGGAGAGAAAGAAUGGCCAGAUCAACACGCUGAUGAAGAACCACGAGAAGGCCUUCAGCGACAUCAAGAACUACUACAACGACAUCACCCUGAACAAUCUGGCCCUCAUCAACUCUCUCAAGGAGCAAAUGGAAGACAUGAAAAACAAGGAAGACCAUUUAGAAAAAGAGAUGGCGGAAGUGAUGCUCCAGAACAAAAGGCUGGCGGAGCCACUGCAGAAGGCCCGAGAGGAACUGAUGGACCUCCAUAAGAAACUAGUCAACUAUGAGAAGGAUCGACAGGCCCUGGCUAAUACAAAAGCUCGCCUGAAAAUCACUGAGAAGGAAUUGAAAGACUUGCAGUGGGAGCAUGAAGUGUUAGAGCAGCGAUUCAUCAAGGUUCAAGAAGAACGAGAUGACCUGUAUUCCAAAUUCAGCAAGGCCAUCCUAGAAGUGCAGCAGAAAACAGGUUUUAAGAAUCUGAUCCUGGAGCGCAAGCUGAUGACCCUCUCGAAUGUGAUGGAGAGGAAGGAAGUGCAGAUGAAUGAGAUCCUCUCUGCCUCCAACCUUGACCCCGAAGCCCUUGCGGUGGUCUCCCGAAAGCUGGAGGAUGUCCUGGAUUCUAAAAACAGCACUAUCAAGGACCUGCAGUAUGAGCUCGCCCGUGUUUGCAAGGCUCACAACGACUUGCUGCGAACCUAUGAAGCCAAGCUCACUGCCUUCGGCAUCCCCCUGGACAACAUGGGCUUCAGGCCUCUGGAGACCUCAGUCAUAGGACAGACCCUGGGGCACGGCCCCGCCGGGCUGGUCUCCAUGCCCACGUAGCCUGGAUGGAGCACGGCCUGCCCUUCUCUCCCCCCCUCCACAAGCCGAGGGGCUGAGGCUGGCGACGCCUCCAGAGAUGAUGGCACUAGAAUGCCCCCCUUUCAUAGACUUAAGAUGUCUCAUUUUGGAGUUUCUGGUGUGAGAUCAUGAUCAUCCUAUGAACGUGGCGAGAAGAAAGUGAAGAAAGACAAGCACCCAUGAAGCUGAAUUUACCUGGAGUAGUUCUUCCUGGAGAGAGAGAGAGACAGAGAGAGACAGAGAGAGAGAGACAGACAGACAGAACCUCAUUACCUUUGGUGAUUAAAGGUGUCAAAUUCUGGCUUGUAUAAACCUGUGGUAGUGGUUUACUAAUAGUUCAUUUUUAUAUAGCACUUUUCUUACAAGAUGAGGUGGAACCAAGCCUCAGAGACUUUCUUACAGUUAUGUAGGAUUUCUUACCAUGGAUUCCUUACCGUGGACAUGAUACUGGUUGGUAGAGAUCUUACCAAAUUCCUUUUUCCAUGAAUGGGUCUUAGAAUUUGGGGUAGGGUUCUCCCAAAGGGGAAACAGGAUCUGAAAGAUUUAAUAGCGUAAUAAAGAUUUUCCAGGAAAUUAUACAUAUUCACUCACAAGCUAAAUAUAGGCUUGCUCACCUUCAAACUAACUGUCCGUGGUUCUCUAGUGUCCGAGUUAGUCUGUUGUAGGCUUUGUGUCUGUUCUCUAUUCAGCAUGUCCAGAGUAGACUCUGACCACUUUUUCCAGAUUGAUGUCUAGCCAGUUGUCUUAUAAAAUUUCAUUUCCAGUAGAAUUUAAGCUCCUUGAGGGCAAGGAAUGAUUUGGUUUGUUUUUAAAGUCCUUGUAUCUCACUCCCAGAACAGUGCCUUGAACAUGUGUUUAAUAAAUGCUUAUUGAAUUAAAA
Molecule: messenger RNA, 2854 nt
Organism: Antechinus flavipes (yellow-footed antechinus)
Lineage: Eukaryota; Metazoa; Chordata; Mammalia; Dasyuromorphia; Dasyuridae
Gene: GAS8
Product: growth arrest specific 8
Exons: 14
Coding region: 385-1956 (523 amino acids)
Biological process (GO): flagellated sperm motility
Cellular component (GO): motile cilium; microtubule; Golgi apparatus
Molecular function (GO): microtubule binding; small GTPase binding
Source: RefSeq, a predicted model, not a curated record